Molecule: messenger RNA, 885 nt
Organism: Halteromyces radiatus
Lineage: Eukaryota; Fungi; Mucoromycota; Mucoromycetes; Mucorales; Cunninghamellaceae
Product: ras family-domain-containing protein
Exons: 6
Coding region: 64-825 (253 amino acids)
Molecular function (GO): GTP binding; GTPase activity
Source: RefSeq, a predicted model, not a curated record
UUUUUUUUUCUUUCUUUCUUUCUUUUCUUACUUACUCCUUUUUUUGUUUGCAUAUUAUAUAUCAUGUCUACAUCUACUGAAGAUAUUCAGUCAAUAACUGAUAGAAAUGAAACUCCAGAACAUCAACUCAAAUUAGUUUUAUUAGGUGAAUCUGCAGUUGGUAAAACUUCUUUCCUUCAUCGAUUUGUGAACAACAACUUUACCGAAAAACGUGAACCUACAGUUGGAGCUGGUUUUCUUACAAAAACGUUUAGAAUAGAAGAUAGGAUGAUCAAAAUGAAUUGUUGGGAUACUGCUGGUCAAGAACGCUUCCAUUCAUUAGCUCCAAUGUAUUAUCGUGGUGCUCAAACUGCUAUAGUAAUGUAUGAUGUAUCAAAACAGGCAACGUUUGGAAGAGCAAAGAUUUGGAUUCGUGAAUUACAACGUCAAGCUCCUCCACAUAUUGUAAUUGCACUAGUUGGAAACAAGAUUGAUUUAUGCGAUUCUUUAGAACAAGAGACUCCUUUGGAUAAUGAAAACUUUGAUUUUGCUGAACAUGAAGAACAUCAAGAACGUGAAGUAUCAACAGAAGAAGCAUCAAAAUACGCUGCAGAAUGUGCAUUAUUAUUUUUUGAAACAAGUGCUCGUUUAAAUAUCAAUGUAGAAAAAGUAUUUACAGAAAUAGCCAAAAAUGUACCUAUUGAAUACCUUACACCUAUAAGACCUCCAGGUGGAAAUAAAUCUGCUACUUCUUCUUCAAUACUUAAUCAACAUGGUAACAAUAAUGUGAAUUUAACUCUUGGUAAUACAACAGGCGAAACAAGAUCGAAUGGAUGUGCUUGUUGAAAUAGUUUCGCAUUAUUAUUAUUAUUAUUUUUAAAAUAAAUAUUGAUUAUUACUAUUUUG